AUGAAUAAUUUAUCUGUGCAAUUAUUAUCUAGUGGUAUUAUUGAUCCUGAUUUACAUUAUGGAGUACAUGCAAAGACCUGGUGGUUUCAAGCUUCUAAAAACUUAAGCAAUAUUUGUUAUUGGAAUCCAAUCUGUGUUGGAAUGAAAACACAAUUUAUCCUUACGUGUUAUAAAAGUGAAGUUGAAAGUAAUCCAACUGAUGCUGUUUCCAAUUUAUAUCAAAAAAUUUUCCAAAGCUCAACAAGAAUUUCUGGAAUUAAAGCAUUAGGAUUUGAGUCAAAUGACAUUGUUCAAGAAUUAUUAUUAAACAUUGAAUUUAGAAUAUAUUCAAUUCAAAUUGAAAGAAUUAAUUUAUUUAUUUAUGGUUUAGAUGAAUUACUUAAAGAAAUUAAAAAAAAUGAUCCAAAUGAUGCUUGGAAAGGGCUAGGAAUUCUGAAUAAACAUGAAGGAAAAAAAAUUUCUGGUUUAAAUAAUAAUAUAACAUCAGAAAUAAUCCAACAAGAGAGAUUUUAUCCAGAAGAAAUUGACCAACGAAAAGAAUUAUAUCCAGAGAAUAGGAGAUAUGAAAAAGAAUGGAAAGAAUUUAGAGAAGGAAAUCCUCGAGAAAACAACAAAACUCAUUUGAUAGAAAGAAAAAGAAAUACUUGCUCAAAUUGUAAUGAGGAGGGGCAUUACUUUCAAGAUUGUCCAGAAGUAGAAUGUGGAAUAUGUAGAAAAAAGGGACAUAUUAAAAGAUUUUGUCCAGAAAGAAUAUGUGGAAUUUGUGAUAAAAAAGGACAUUUAGAAAGGGAUUGUAAAAAUCAAAGAAUAAUUAAUGAUUUAGGAAAAGAAUUCUCAUUAGAAAAUUGUAAGGAAAUAUCAUAUGAAAAAGAUUUAAAAGAUCAUCAUUCACAUAAAAUUUGUAAUAAUUGUCACAAGAACAUACAAAGAAAAGAAGAGAAAAAGUUGGAAUAUCUUCAAAAAGAAGAAAAAGAAAGGAUUAAAAGAAAAAAUCAAGAAUAUGAGACAUUAGAAUUUGCUCAGAAAAUUACAAAAAGAUAUGAAAGAAAAAUAAAAACAUUACAAAUGAAAUCAUUGAGAAUGCUAGAAUAA
This is a messenger RNA of Entrophospora candida, 1092 nucleotides long. NCBI's taxonomy places the organism in Eukaryota, Fungi, Glomeromycota, Glomeromycetes, Entrophosporales, Entrophosporaceae. The record is from the annotation of a GenBank genome assembly.